CUUGUCUUGUUGCUAAUAUAUACUUUAAAUUCUUUGGCUCCUGUCUGUGUUUGAGGUUUAAGUAGAAAUAAAAAAUGGUUAUCAUUUGCAAAGCUGUAUUUUGAUGUUGGUGACUAUGAACAAACUUGUGGUUACGUCUCUUCAUAUUUAACUGUUAAUCCAAAAUCACCCGAAGGAUAUCAACUGCUGGGAAAAGCAUUAGAAAAUUUAAGUGAAAAAGAAGCUGCACUUGUGGCUUAUAGAACUAGCUUACAGUUUGAUCCUAAGCAAAACGAUUUAGUUAUAAAGGCUUGUGAAUUACUAGCAUCGGAUAACAUGGAUAUGGAUAAUCCAGAUGCAAAGUAUUUCUAUGAUUUGGGUCAAUCUGUUAAUCCACAAAAUCUGGCUGUAUUUAGUUUGCUGGUGCGGAUGAUAAUUACAAAAAAUGACGAUCCCAUUGAAGUCUCUAAACUGCUAUUAAAGGAGCAUGAAACCAGACCAACUGAUGUGAACUUAUGGGUUCGGCUACUUAAACACUUUCUACAAAACAACCUGAUUAAAAAGGCAUACAAACAUGCAUCUGCGGUCGAGAAAAAAAAUUUGUCCAUUUUUCAUAACGACUUAACUUGGUACGAGACAUUUGACGAAGUUCUCGUGAGGUUUGAAAGUGACCUUACAUAUAGUUCUCAGCUCACUUGGGAGUUUUGGUUCCUAUCCGUAUCUGUGCUGGAUAGAUUGGUAGCCCUGAGUUUGGAUGAGCACUUAGAUACUGUAAAAACUAGUACCGAAUAUGUAACUGCAGUCUUCAAUUUCGAUCAAAUGCUGUCUAAAGCCUCGCAGAAUAUUCAGACAUGUCCAGAUCGCCAAUUAGUAACAGUAUUUUUGAGCCAUUAUCACGCUCCGUUAUAUUUCUAUCUAGCCACGCUCAUUUUUAAACAAGCUAAAAAGGAUCUAAUUCAGUUCAAAGAGGCUUCCAAUGUAACCCUUCCCGUUUUGUUAGCGGCUUACCAUUCCUGCCCCCCCGACUUGCAGAGUAUGUGGCUGAUACAAUCUCCAGAAAAUAGGAGACGCCUUGUACAACACUGGCACAAAGAAGCCUCUUAUCGUUGCUCACAAACGGGACACAUCCUUCUAGCUGCUGCUAAGGAUAGAAAGACUAUCGUAUUAGAAAAGGCAACACAGUAUUCAACGGUAAUGUGGCGGGAACAACUCUACAAGAAGGUGUUUGUGAAAAAAGAUCAACAACUCAAAAUAUCGACAAGUUUUUUCGUUUUAAGCUUUCAAGUCUUAGAGCCAGUUAUAAAAUUGCCUGAUCCUCUAGAUUUAGUAAAUUCGAUGAAGUUGCUCAGCUAGUAUAUCCUGACUCUCUACACCAUUACAUUUGGCUUGGUUUAAACAGUGAGUUAAGCGAUAUAGAGGUAAAAUCUUUCGAAGGCCUGCAGUAUUCUAUAGAAAAUUUGAACAAUUGUGCUGCUGAGGCAUUAAACGUUCUGGAUAUUCAAGCAUUUCUUUAUUGCGCUGUUCUCUGUGCCAAGUCUAAGAUGGACGAUACUAAAAACUUCAAUUAUGACAACCACGAUAGAUCUACAGUUUUACCGGCCUGUGUAACGGAAGAUUUAGGCAUUUUAAACCAGUCGAGGUUUAUAUCGAUCGCUUAUGAGAUGUACAAAAAUGAACAAGAAGUUAAUGCGGCAGGCAUUCCUUUGUUCCUAAUUAAAGGCAUCAAAGUGGUUAGGUGUGUAGAUCGUCACGGCUUG
Anoplophora glabripennis (Asian longhorned beetle) is the source of this 1736-nucleotide messenger RNA. RefSeq lists its product as uncharacterized. Lineage: Eukaryota; Metazoa; Arthropoda; Insecta; Coleoptera; Cerambycidae. The transcript is spliced from 3 exons. The record is from RefSeq and is a predicted model, not a curated record. The coding region runs from base 316 to 1332 and encodes 338 amino acids.